This is a messenger RNA of Daktulosphaira vitifoliae (grape phylloxera), 3381 nucleotides long. Its product is annotated as ATP-binding cassette sub-family G member 8. Bases 553 to 3300 code for a protein of 915 amino acids. NCBI's taxonomy places the organism in Eukaryota, Metazoa, Arthropoda, Insecta, Hemiptera, Phylloxeridae. Gene Ontology annotation, molecular function: ATP binding; ATP hydrolysis activity; ABC-type transporter activity. The transcript has 17 exons. The record is from RefSeq and is a predicted model, not a curated record. Gene Ontology annotation, cellular component: plasma membrane.
UGCUCGUUUACAGGUGUCUCGGACGAUUUCACACACAGCCACAGUACACAUCAACCGUCGUCGGUGUUCCCCGUACGUUAAUCUCGUUUACGGUUGUCGGUGGUGCCGGCAAAUAAGUGCGCCUUUUGUCCAACGGUCGGUAAAAAAUACCGAGGAGAAAUAUUAAGCUCGGGAAAAUGUCGGUUUUGCAGUGAUUAUUUUUUAGAUAAUUUAAAGAGGAUAGCUAAUAUGAAACGUUAAUUGAACAUUUCAAAAGUACCGAGGGUUCCAUAUGGAUGCACACUAGCCCAUUAUCGUUUAAACGUAUGCGGACGUUAAAAAUUUGCUAAAAAACUUAAAUUACUUUUUCCGAGUCACGUAUCAUAGACGACUGACUAAGCGUGACUGUUGAAGUAUAAAUCAAGUGCUAACAAGAAACAUCUACUGCAGUUCAUGUCGGAUGUACUCUGUAACGAAUAAAAAACAUCAAACAUUCCAGCAAUGACAUAUACAGUAGUAGUAUAAUUUGAAUUUGAUUACAAGUUGUGUGCCUAUAAGCCCAAAAGGACAGAUAUGCCAGGACCACGUCGAUUUAGCAGUGGCGCUAUGGGGGGAGGUGGUCAAUCGUGGGAAAUGGGUGAAAGACGGUAUUCCGUGGCAGGCACGGAUCCUCAUGUAAGUCACCAUGCUGUCACAUCGAUGGGGCCACCUGCUUCUGAAGAUUUACACGCGUGGAGUAUUUAUAGGCAAAACUUAAAUUCCGACUUUACGGAUUCCGCCCUGGGUUCUAGUGAAAAAUCUCCGCUUCCCUAUGGUAACUUUCAGUUGCGUGAAUCUACCGUACAAUCUAUACUAAGCCAUCCUCGUUAUGGACCUAAGUAUGAUGUGCAUAAAUCACCUUUAGGAUCGAAUAUGUACACAUAUUUGAAGUUUGGACUUCCAAGAGUAUUUCCACCAAACAGUCGUAAAGACGGAUCCAGUGGUUACGAUUCUAGUGAUGAUGGUGGUGGUCCCGUUAGAGUUCAACAAAGACCCUAUACGAGAACUAGGAGUGACCCAGAUUUUUGCAAUCAUACGCUCUAUCACGGUGGUCCUACUUUGCAGAGGCAACAUCCAGGCCGUCGAGGAAAGAGUAUUAGUGAAGCUAACUUGCUAGCACCUCAUGGAUAUUCCGUAAGAAAUGAAAUGCCGACAAUGCGGCGAAGUGUGCAUGAUUUACGAGCAAUGUCUGACAUGAAUUACCAUAACUAUAAUCACCCUCAUCAUUACACUAAUCCUGCUCAUCAUUUUAGUACACAUCGUUUACCGACUGGAAGACCUGCAUCCAUUGCUGUGGUCGGUACGACUGCCACUACACCUAGAGAUAGAAGUAUUAGUAUGAUGAGUAAUUUAAGUCCCAAUCGAUCAGAUAUUUAUGGACAACCGUCUAUUGUUUAUCCGUACUUACAGGUAAGGGGUUUAGAAGUACCUGGAAGUUCAGACGGAAAGAGGCCAAAAAUUCAAGGAAUUUCAUUUGAAGUUCAAGCUGGUGAAGUUAUGGCGUUUAUGAUGACUUCUGAACGAGAAGGAGAAGCGUUACUUAGCAGUUUAGCUAAUCGACAUCCAUGUCAUGUACAGCAUAUAUUGCUCAACGGGCAAAAUGUUUCUAUUUCUACAUUAGCUAAUAGAACUGCAUAUAUACCAGCUGAAGCUAAACUGGCUCCUAAUCUAAGUGUAGCACAAACUCUUGCAUUUUAUUCUCAUUUGCGGAAAGCUCCUGCCCGUGCCAUACCAAAAGUAUCUCAAAAUGACCAAAUGAGUGUUCUAAUUGAAGAAUUAGGACUAGGUCAAGUAUUAAAUACCAAUGUUUCAGAAUUGACUGCUUCUGAAGUCCAAAGAUUAAGUGUAGCGUGUCAUUUAAUGUCAGACGCCGAAAUUAUAAUGCUGGAUCGACCAACCGUAACUAUGGACAUAUUUGAUACCUUCUUUCUAGUCGAAUUUCUUAGACAAUGGGCUGCCGGAGCUCCAACCGGUGUAAAUCCACGAAUUGUAAUAGUGACCUUGCAACCACCUACGUAUGAAAUAUUCACAAUGGUGUCUAGGGUGGCUUUGAUAUCGGUCGGUCACCUUAUGUAUUCCGGUCGUCGCCGUAACAUGUUACCGUAUUUUUCAUCUGCUGAUUAUCCUUGUCCAGCUUUUAAAAACCCAUCAGAUUAUUAUCUCGAUUUAGUUACGUUAGAUGAUCUGUCUGCUGAAGCCAUGUUGGAGUCCAGUCAGAGAGUGGAGCAACUAGCAGACUUAUUUAGAAGACGAGUGAAACCUUUGCCAGAUCCAGGGCCACCACAGCCUUUGCCGGGUAAACCGCGAACUGCAUCUGUGCCAGUACAAGUGAUUGCCAUAAUACUUCGUCAUAUGGCCUAUUCUCAACCAAGAAGUAGUUUAAAUUGGAUUUUCAGACUAUUUAUUGCUGGAUUAUUGUCUGUUAUUAUAGGCGCCAUAUUUUGGGAUAUACCUGCUACUGAUCCUCAACUGUUAUAUGGUGAUAGGUUAGGUUUUUAUUAUAGUACAAUGAUUAUUGGUGCUUUACCACUAAUACUGCACAUUGCUUUGAACGAUACUCACGGCAGUGAUCGAAAUGCUGUUGAAAGUGAUAUAUCUGAUAAUUUAUACAGUCGCUUUGUUUACAUCGUUACUUCGAUAUUAUGCAGCAUUCCACCAUCAGCGUUUGUUUGGAUUGUAUACUCAAUGCCGGCAUACGCCAUGUCAGCUCUUUAUCAGUAUGUAAACGAUCCCGAACCAUUUUUCGCAUAUAUACUAUAUAUUGCGAUUCAUAUGAGUGUUCUUCAGCUGAUAGCCACUGCCUUUGGAUAUUUAAUGCCUGAUAAACUAAGUUCUUCGAUAAUGGCUACUAUUGCAGUAAUGGUGUCUGGUUUGAUGAGUGGCGUACCCUUGAAUUUCAAUGACUUAAAGAAACUUCAAGGAGUGAGAUUUUUGUCGACGUUAUCUCCGACUCGUUAUUUAAUGUUGCCUUUGCUGCAAAACGAUCACGCACAGGAGACUCUAGUAUCUUUAGCCUCCUCACUCGUUUGUCGCAAUAAACAAGUGCAACAUCAAGACAUAAUUGUUCAGUUGCCUUGUCCCACUCCAAAUGGCACUGCAGCAUUGAUUCAUCAUGGUCUUCUAAUGCCCGCUGUUGAUCCAUAUAUAAUGCCACACAAUCAAGAUAAUCUUUGGGCGGGACUUUAUCUGUGGGGAUUUUUUGCUUGUAUAUCUAUAAUACUUUUUACUAUUAUAGGACGAUUUUGUAAUAAACUACAUAAAAAAACUCGUCUUCAGAGAUAACAAUAACUGAAUAUCUUAUGUACAUAAUAUUGUUAAAAUUUUCUAUAUUUAUAUAAUUGCUAAUAAGUAAUUUUUUUUUUA